Lethenteron reissneri (Far Eastern brook lamprey) is the source of this 4398-nucleotide messenger RNA. RefSeq names its product minichromosome maintenance complex component 3 (gene MCM3). Gene Ontology annotation, biological process: mitotic DNA replication initiation; DNA replication; DNA strand elongation involved in DNA replication. Gene Ontology annotation, cellular component: MCM complex; nucleus. Lineage: Eukaryota; Metazoa; Chordata; Hyperoartia; Petromyzontiformes; Petromyzontidae. Gene Ontology annotation, molecular function: single-stranded DNA binding; ATP binding; single-stranded DNA helicase activity. The record is from RefSeq and is a predicted model, not a curated record.
ACGUCUUUUUUUCCUUUCCCGCCACUGGCCCGCGCCGCGUCCAUUGCCGCUGCAAGUCAUCUCGGCCCCGUUCCUCUGUUGUUGUUUCUUGAGCUCCGCGGUGCUUUAAAGUCUCAACCCUUCCUCUCGCGAAGAUGGAAGACGUGGAGAACCAGGAGCUGAGGGAAGCCAAGCGAGCCUACCUGGACUUUCUGGACGAUGAUGAAGACCAGGGGGUGUACUAUGGCAAAGUGCGCGACAUGGUUAACGACAACCAGUGUCGCCUCGUCGUCAACAUCAACGAUCUGCGGCGCAAGAAUGAGAAGAGGGCCAGUCUGCUGCUGAACAGCUCGUUCGAGGAGCUGCUGGCCUUCCAGCAGGCGCUCAAGGAGCUCGUGGGGCACGUGGACGGGACGUACGCCAAGCAGUUCGAAACGUUCUACGUGGGGCUCGAGGGCAGCUUCGGCGCCCGACACCUGUCGCCGCGCACCCUCACCUCGCGCUUCCUCGGCAACAUGGUGUGCGUGGAGGGCAUCGUCACCAAGUGCUCCUUGGUGCGUCCCAAGGUGGUGCGCAGUGUUCACUACUGCCCCGCCACCCAGAAAACCAUCGAGAGGAAGUACAGCGACCUCACCUCUCUCGAUGCCUUCCCCAGCAGCGCCGCCUACCCCACCAAGGACGAGGAGAGCAACCCGCUGGAGACGGAGUACGGCCUCUCCGUCUACCGCGACCACCAGACCAUCAGCCUGCAGGAGAUGCCCGAGAAGGCCCCCGCGGGACAGCUGCCCCGCUCGGCCGACGUGGUGCUGGACGACGACCUGGUGGACCGCUGCAAGCCCGGCGACCGCGUGCAGGUCAUCGGCACCUUCCGCUGCCUGCCCGGCAAGAAGGCCGGAUACACGUCGGGCACUUUCCGGACCAUUUUGAUCGGUAACAACGUGAAGCAGAUGAACAAGGAGGUGGUCCCUACCUUCUCCGGGGAAGAUGUCAACAAGAUCAAAACGUUCAGCAAGACUCACUCAAAGAACAUCUUUGACCAGCUGUCCAAGUCCCUCGCUCCGAGCAUCCACGGCCACGAGUACAUCAAGAAGGCCGUGCUCUGUCUGCUCCUGGGAGGCACGGAGAAGAUCCUGGACAACGGCUCUCGAAUCCGAGGGGACAUCAACGUGCUGCUCAUCGGCGACCCGUCGGUGGCCAAGUCCCAGAUGCUGCGCUACGUGCUGCACACGGCGCCGCGCGCCAUCCCCACCACGGGCCGCGGCUCCUCCGGCGUCGGCCUCACCGCCGCCGUCACCACCGACCAGGAGACCGGCGAGCGCCGCCUGGAGGCGGGCGCCAUGGUGCUGGCCGACCGCGGCGUCGUUUGCAUCGACGAGUUCGACAAGAUGACGGACAUGGACCGCACGGCGAUCCACGAGGUGAUGGAGCAAGGCCGCGUCACCAUCGCCAAGGCCGGCAUCCACGCUCGCCUCAACGCGCGCUGCAGCGUGCUCGCCGCGGCCAACCCCAUCUACGGGCGGUACGACCAGUACAAGACGCCCAUGGAGAACAUCGGGCUGCAGGACUCGCUGCUCUCUCGCUUUGACCUCCUCUUCAUCGUGCUCGACCAGACCGACCCCGAGUACGACCGCGAGAUCAGCGACCACGUGCUGCGCAUGCACCGCUACCGCGCGGUCGGGGAGCAGGACGGCGACGCGAUGCCGCUGGGGAGCACGGUGGACAUCCUGGCGACGGAGGACCCGGACGCGGUGGAGGAGGAGGAGCGGAGCAUGCAGGUCUACGAGAAGCACGACAACCUGCUGCACGGGCCCAGCCGCCGCAAGGAGAAGAUCGUGAGCAUGCAGUUCAUGCGCAAGUACAUCCACCUGGCCAAGAUCAUCAAGCCCGUGCUCACGCGAGAAUCGGCCGACUUCAUCGCCGAAGAGUACUCCAAGCUGCGCAGCCUCGACCAGAUGAGCGCCGACGUGGCCAGGACGAUGCCGGUGACGGCUCGCACGUUGGAGACGAUGAUCCGGCUGUCGACGGCGCACGCAAAGGCGCGCAUGAGCAAGACCAUCACCCUGCAGGACGCGGAGGCGGCCGUGGAGCUCAUCCAGUACGCCUACUUCAAGAAGGUGCUGGAGAAGCAGCGGAAGAAGAAGCGGCACGAGGAGGAGGAGAUUGACGACGAGGAAGGUGGCGACGCGAGCGAUGGCGAGGGGCUCAACGGGACGAGCCAGAAGCAGAGUGCCCGCAGGAAACGGAGGCACCCGGAUGGAACGAGUCGCGCGAGCAGGAAGGAACAAACGGGCGGAGAAGACCCCUACGACUUCAGCGACGGGGAGGAGGCGAUCCCAGAAAUCCCGCGGACGCCCAAGACGCCGCAGGCCGCGGGCGACGAGGAGGCGAUGGACACGAGCGAGGCACCGGCACCGGAACCGGCGAAGAAGCUCUCGCUGACGGACGACAGGCUCAAGGAGUUCAAGGCGGCUCUGCUGGACGUCUUCCGCAAGUCGCACUCGCAGUCCGUGGCCAUCCCCGCCAUCAUGGAGGCUCUGGGCAGCGGCGACACCGCCUUCUCGCUCGCCGAGGUGCGAGCGGCGGUCGCCCGCAUGGAGGACGACAACCAGGUCAUGCUGUCGGACGACAUCGUCUUCCUCAUCUGAGCGUUGAGGAGGAGCGCUCCUCGCCAUUCACAUCCCCAUCCCACCUUGCCCCGCCCCCUCCCCCCAUUGUCUCUUUUUCCACUGCGCAACCGAGCCAAGCCCCCUACGCGGCUCGCAAACGACUCGUGCUUUUGUUCCCUCCCCCCUGCGAAAGCCGUGCCGUGUGCCGACUUCGUCGUCACGCGAUGAACUUGUCGAGACUCCUCCAAUUGGCGCGGUUGGCGGUGUACGGCGGCAUAGAAGUUUCAACGUAACGCGCGUGCUCGCGUGCCCGGGCGACGCGCGGAUGCCUCGCCCUUCGCUCGCAGCGUGUGCCGACCCGACGGUCGUGCGGUCACCGCCACUUGUUGCUGGCCCUGCUUAAGGGGGUCCCCGUCCCCCCCCCCCCCCCCCCAGGUGUAUUGUGAGGCCACAGCAAAGCAGGCAGCAGCAUACCACGGGGUACGGUGAUACGGUGAGGGGUCUUGCGCUGGCUCGGCUCGUGCGAGUCGAAAAGAGGGGUUUGUGUGUGUGCGUCAAUUGGACUUCAGACGUUCGUGAAAGGGAUGGAGAGGUAUCGGGAUAGGAGGCGGUCGAUGGAGUGUUUGCGUGAAAUGUCAUCGCCAUAGUUGUUGAUGAUGUGCUCACCCGCUGCAGUUCGGGAGUGAAGGGGGUGGGAGAAGCUACUAAUAGUAAUACGAUAUGCAGUCUGUAUUACAGAUUAUGGGCGGGAGGGAAGUGUGAGAAUGAUGUCUUGUUUAUAUGCAGGUUAGUAUAAAGAAGGUGAGCCCCCCUAAAAAUAUAUAUAUAUAUAUGAGAGCACAGUCCGUGGCAGUGUGUCUACAUGAAUUAAAUUGUCUUGAUUGUGUUUUUUGUACCCACAAACGAAUAACGCGAGUGUGAAGCCGCGCUUGUUGGAUGUUUUUGGGCUCUUCGACACCCAAUUUCUGUACCAUUGCACGCUUCGUUUGCAUCUUUUUUUUGUUCGCUAUGCACCCCCCCCCCCCUCUCUACACGGCAGAUAUAACCAUGGGUCGUUCAGUUUAAAGAGGGGGUUUACCUUUCUCGCCAGUGUUGAAACACCCCCCCCCUCAACCAAAAUGUUCCCCAUCUCAUCAGAUCUUGGAAGCUAAGGCAGGGUUGAGCUGGGCUAGUGCCCGGAUGGGGGACCGCAACUGGGCACAAAACUAAGAAUAUAUACGACAAGUGCUUGAUGAUGCGGUAGCUUUUUUAAAUGUCAACCUGUCUGCCUGCAUGGUGUUAUAGCACGUAACUGGAAGCGGGGAUGGGGGGGAUUGUAGAGUCGAGGAUUACAUGAAUGGAUAAAGAAAGAUUGAACGGCGAAGGGAAGGGAUGCCGGGACCGAAGUUCCCCGAGUCGAACCAAGAGGGAGGGCAUGGCUCAAGGUGAGCAGUAGGAAGAGAGGAGUAAUGGGCAGGGAGGGGGAGAGGGGUUGGGAAGGAAUGACCGGGCCAAGUCGUCUGGGAUGAGAGGGUGAUGCUGAGAGGACAACGGGGGAGAGAGAAGGGGAGGAGUGAGCUGCACGGAGCGGCGUCUGUUUUCACAGGGGGCGGGGGAAAGGGAGGGACUCGGAGUGUGGGGGUGGCCACAGAAGUCACGUGAUUUUCCGGGAGGCUUGAACCGAUUCAGAUAUAAAUAGAUGUCACUGCCCUUAUGAAGUGUUGUAUUUUUCACCGUCGACUUUAUGCUUGUGAACAAAGUUCGUGAUGUGUUUUCUUGCAGUUUUGCUUUUCAUCGUGUUUUGUUUUUUUCUCCAAAUAAAGCUCACCGUGAU